AUGGGGAAGGAUAUAAGAUUAUUCCCUCUUCCCGAGAUCGAUGAGACACUUGACAUGGCAAAUGGUGUGAUGAGGGAGAUAUUCGAGGAGUCUAUGAUCACUAUGGACCAUGAGCAUGCAACCCUAUAUAAGUCCCUCAAUGUUGAGCACAGGGUCGUCUACGACAAGAUUCUAGCCAUGGUUGACAGCGGCAAAGGAGGCAUGUUCUUCGUCGACGGCCCAGAAAGCACAAGGAAGACUUUACUUUACAAGGCAUUGCUUGCGAUGAUCCACGGCCAAGGGAAGAUCAUCGUGGCGAGGGCUAUAUCUGGUGUUGUCGCUUCUAUAAUGCUCGGAGAAAGGACUGCACACUCAUGA
Messenger RNA from Phragmites australis (common reed), 357 nucleotides. RefSeq lists its product as uncharacterized. Lineage: Eukaryota; Viridiplantae; Streptophyta; Magnoliopsida; Poales; Poaceae. The transcript has a single exon. The coding region runs from base 1 to 357 and encodes 118 amino acids. Gene Ontology annotation, biological process: DNA repair; telomere maintenance. Gene Ontology annotation, molecular function: DNA helicase activity. The record is from RefSeq and is a predicted model, not a curated record.